GUUGAAGCCCCAUUGCACCAUUUUGUCCUGCUGUUAACUGCUCCAUUUUUCCAGGCUGCUUGUGGAAUUACCAAGAAUCCAAAGGAUCCAAUAGUUAACAUUGAUGCAGCAGAUGUGGACAAUGAAUUGGCAGCAGUGGAGUAUGUUGAGGAUAGCUACAAGUUCUACAAGCUUGCAGAGGAUGAUGCUCGAGUUCGUGAUUACAUGGAUUCGCAGCCAGAAAUCAAUUCUAAAAUGAGAGAGAUCCUUGUAGACUGGUUGGUUGAAGUUCACAAGAAAUUUAAAAUGAUGCCUGAAAGUCUGUACGGGAACUAGGCCUAAGCGAUGAGCAACAGCAAUUGAAUUGAGAUUCCAUGAUGAUCUUGCAGAAGUACAAAUGGAUUUGAUGCAGCGUACUGCCAUUGGAACGUAUGCUUCAUAUCUUAGCUCUAAGACUGUUUUGCCUUCAACGGUGUCACGAGUUGUGCCGGAAAAAGUUGCUAUGGCACUGCAUUAUGGUGAAUGAACAUAACUGAUGUAUUUGAUGAUGUUAAUAGGAUUAUUCUCUUCCAAUAUUUCAAUUAGAUCUCUCUCAUCAGCCAUAUUGACCAUUGAUUCUUUUUAACAGCAAAGCUUCCUGAAAUUAUCUUUGCAAAAUUCGUUAAAAGAUAAGGAGAUAUUAGAGUGCUAAUCUAAUAACUUGGAUGCAAGUCAACCAACCAUCUUCUUGCAUAAAACUAUAAAAAAGUCCCAAGUUCAAUGACAAACGGUGUAAAUGUAGACAAUAAAACAAAAGUGGUGUUAAACUAUUUAGCUUUGUUCUUUCAUGAAGUGGCCAGAUUAAAAAUUUUCUUGUAGUGAUUUCAGCAUGUUAUGCUAAGCUCAAGUAAGCUUUAAAAUAAGUAAUUUUUUAUUGGAUCAAAGUUGG
Messenger RNA from Olea europaea var. sylvestris, 907 nucleotides. Its product is annotated as G2/mitotic-specific cyclin S13-6-like. Gene Ontology annotation, biological process: regulation of cyclin-dependent protein serine/threonine kinase activity; mitotic cell cycle phase transition. The transcript has 2 exons. The annotation marks the transcript as partial. Lineage: Eukaryota; Viridiplantae; Streptophyta; Magnoliopsida; Lamiales; Oleaceae. The record is from RefSeq and is a predicted model, not a curated record. Gene Ontology annotation, molecular function: cyclin-dependent protein serine/threonine kinase regulator activity. Gene Ontology annotation, cellular component: cyclin-dependent protein kinase holoenzyme complex; centrosome; cytoplasm.